UCGCAGUUCGUCUUCGUCUUCGAAGCAGAGAGUGUAGGAAACAAGAAAAGGCGAAAUCCCAGGCCAGAUUAGGGUUAGGGUUAUCCCUAAUCCAGGUGAACCUUUCUUCUCUUGAUUCUGCGGCAGAAGAUCAAAGAUGGGCGCGAAUUCAUCACCAAAUGAUUCAACCUCCGACCUCGACGAGCAGAUCUCGCAGCUUAUGCAGUGCAAGCCACUGUCGGAGCAGCAGGUUAGAGCAGUAUGUGAGAAGACUAAGGAGAUAUUGAUGGAAGAAAGCAAUGUUCAGCCUGUGAAAAGCCCUGUGACAAUAUGUGGCGAUAUUCAUGGCCAGUUUCAUGAUCUUGCUGAACUUUUUCAAAUUGGAGGGAAGCUAUCAGUCCUGACUAUGACCUUUUUAUUCACUUCUUCUGUUUCAGCUGAGGGCAUUUCCAAAAUAAUUAAUUGAGAUCUGAAUGCUUUUGAAGAUUGGAUGGAGCUCUACUGAAGUAUUUUAGUUGAGUAAAUGAUGCUGUAGGAUGAAUGUUUUAAUUUAUGCUCACUUGGAUGCAUUACCAAUUUCCCACUACCACUUACAAUGGUGAGAGUUCAGGUUUAGUAAACUUUUUCACUUCAUAUGUUGCCAACUUUCUAUUGUUAUAAAGUUUUCUCAUGAGUAGAGUUUGGUUGGUGCCAUUUUUUUCUUUUAUUUUAUUAUCUGGUAACACAGAAUCCAUCAGAAACCAAUCAUAUCUGUGUGUCUCUUAUCUUUUCUACCACUCUAGGUGUCAUGAAUUCAUUUUAAUGUGUCCUCAUGAUUAUUUGUUUUAUUUUUUAUGGGGCAUUAUUUUGUAUUCCCUGUGAAAAAUAAUUUCCAAUUUUUUUUACAUUUUUCAUUUUUACAGUGUCCAGAUACCAAUUACUUGUUUAUGGGAGAUUAUGUGGAUCGUGGAUAUUAUUCAGUUGAAACUGUUACGUUGUUGGUUGCCCUAAAAGUUCGUUAUCCUCAGCGGAUUACCAUUCUCAGAGGAAACCAUGAGAGCCGCCAGAUUACUCAGGUUUAUGGGUUUUAUGAUGAGUGUCUGCGAAAGUGAGUUUUCUUUACACAAAUUUGGUUUAGGAGAUCAUAAUUGAGUGGCUAUAUAUUAUAUCUACUGAUUUAUGUACUCCUCUCCAUCUUCUAGUGCAUUAGCUUUCUCAAUGGUCCCUUUGGGCUGAAAUAUGGCAUAUAAAUGUUACUAUUCCAG
Messenger RNA from Rubroshorea leprosula, 1223 nucleotides. NCBI's taxonomy places the organism in Eukaryota, Viridiplantae, Streptophyta, Magnoliopsida, Malvales, Dipterocarpaceae. The record is from the annotation of a GenBank genome assembly.